AUGAAGACCUUUAAAUAUAUAUGGGUUAUCUAUUUCAUUGGUGUAGUACUUGUUGUGGUAAAUGCCGAAGACAGUGAAUUGACAAAAUUAAUGAAAGAACAUGAGAUUAUACCCGAUGUCCUGGAUGAGGCCCCCAUGCAGUUUUUAAAGGUCACCUAUGUUGAUGACGUAUCGGCUGAUAGAGGCAUAGAAUUGACUCCCACUCAAGUAAAGGACCCACCGAAUGUCGAAUGGGAGCCAGAGACAGAUGACACAUACUAUACUUUGUUGUUGACAAAUCCUGAUGUUCCAUCUCGUGAAAAUCCUGCCUGGCGUGAUUGGGUUCAUUGGCUAGUGGUCAAUAUUCCUGGUAAUCAAAUAGAUAAUGGGGAGGUUUUAGAUGAUUAUAUUGGUGCUGGUGGCCGACCAGGUACCGGUUUACAUCGCUAUAUCAUAUUACUAUUUAAACAACCCGGCAAAUUGGAAUUUGAUGAACAACGUCAUGGUAAAACCGAAGCUGCUGGUCGUGAAAAUUUAUACACUAGACAAUUUAUGGAAAAAUAUCAAUUGGGCACUCCAGUGGCCGGUAAUGUUUUCCUAUCGCAAUACGAUGAUUAUGUACCUAUUCUAUACAAACAAUUGGAUAUUCCAAUGAAAUGGUCGUGA
Musca vetustissima is the source of this 645-nucleotide messenger RNA. RefSeq names its product protein D2-like. Lineage: Eukaryota; Metazoa; Arthropoda; Insecta; Diptera; Muscidae. The record is from RefSeq and is a predicted model, not a curated record. The coding region runs from base 1 to 645 and encodes 214 amino acids. The transcript has 2 exons.